Messenger RNA from Oldenlandia corymbosa var. corymbosa, 580 nucleotides. Lineage: Eukaryota; Viridiplantae; Streptophyta; Magnoliopsida; Gentianales; Rubiaceae. The record is from the annotation of a GenBank genome assembly.
GUUCAUGACUCGUGGUGACAUUAGAACGAUUUGAGAAACUUUAAAAGUGACAAAAUUGUAACACACAAGCCAUUGAGCUAGUUAAUUCCAAUUCAUAUUGCAUCUAAAGAGAUUGAGAAGUUCAGAUUAAAAAGAAGAAGAAGAAGAAGAAUAAGAAGAAAUGGCAGAUAAAAGAGAGAAUAGAGGAGUGCAAAUGGACAAGAAGGAAGAAGGAAAACUUGAAGGUUUACCAGUGGGAACCAGUCCCUACACUCAGUAUAAGGACUUGGAAGAUUACAAGCAACAAGGUUAUGGAGCUCAGGGUCACCUUCAACCACAACUUGGGCGUGGCGCAGUUAGCUCUGUCGAUGCCCCCACCGAAGUCGAUACCAGAGCCACUCCGGCAGCUCAGAUUUCGUCCACAAAUGCCAACAAUAAACAAGGCGUUCCUUAAGUAGUGCCUUUAAUUAGUUUUUUUUUUCUUUUUUCUUUUAAAGAAAUGUGAAACUACAUAUUCCUUUGCAUGGCUUGUACGUUCAAUAUUUAUGAGCUGAUUUGAUUCAUGUGAUGUGAUUUUUCUUUUUCUUCUUUUUUUAUAACA